Molecule: messenger RNA, 795 nt
Organism: Ustilago hordei
Lineage: Eukaryota; Fungi; Basidiomycota; Ustilaginomycetes; Ustilaginales; Ustilaginaceae
Product: putative 26S proteasome non-atpase regulatory subunit 8
Exons: 2
Coding region: 1-795 (264 amino acids)
Biological process (GO): proteasome-mediated ubiquitin-dependent protein catabolic process
Cellular component (GO): proteasome regulatory particle, lid subcomplex; proteasome regulatory particle; nucleus
Source: RefSeq, a predicted model, not a curated record
AUGGACGUCAACUCCCUGCACAAACAGCUGGUCGCAGCAUUCGGCUCCCCCAAAUCCAAACCAGAAGAAGUUCGAUCUCUCCUCACCAAACUCAAGAUCGCCCUCACCGAACACAACCUCCUGGUCCCAUCCGCCGCCGUCUCCUCCACCUCCUCAUCCGACCUUCUUCUAGCACGAGAAGUGCUCACGAUCGGCGCAUUCUACUCCGUCCGAAUUGGAGACAUUUCCGCCUUCGAUCGAUACAUUUCCCUCCUGACUCCUUUCUACAACGCUUCUCUUCCCGCAUCCUCCCACUAUGAACCUCUCCUCGGACUUCGAUUGCUGCGUCUGUUGAGCUCAAACCAGAUCUCCGCAUUCCAUACACUCAUCGAAACGCUGCCUUCCAACCUCGUUAACGAAUCAAAAUUCCUCCAACACCCUGUUAGUUUGGAGAGAUGGUUGAUGGAAGGCUCAUAUUCCAAAGUCUGGCGUUUGAGUCGUGAGACUCCACCUCAGGAUGAGUACAGGUUCUUUGUGGAUCUCUUGAUGGACAUGAUCAGGAACGAGAUUGCUAGUUGCGAAGAGAAGGCGUAUGAUAGUUUGGCAUUGCACGACGCGGCUACGUUGUUGUUCUUUGACAGCUUGGAUCAGGUGCUAAGCUUUGCUCAAACCAGAGGAUGGCAAGUGAACCCGACAACACAAGUGGUUUCAUUCACUGCAGCAAACGCAAACGCAAACUCUGCUACAGUCAUUCCAAAGAAAGCUACCAUUGCAAGCAAUUUGAUCUUUGCUAAAGAGCUCGAGUCUAUUGUCUAA